Impatiens glandulifera is the source of this 1016-nucleotide messenger RNA. RefSeq lists its product as uncharacterized. The annotation marks the transcript as partial. Lineage: Eukaryota; Viridiplantae; Streptophyta; Magnoliopsida; Ericales; Balsaminaceae. The record is from RefSeq and is a predicted model, not a curated record. The transcript has 10 exons.
UAUGCAGGUGCAUUUGAUCCAGAUCUUCGGUCUGUGCUUGAACUUGCAACAGAUAAUGAGUUGUAUGAACUUGAAAGGAUUCUUUUUGGUCCAAGUUAUUUUAGUCCUUUGUUGAAGUCAAUUAUUAACCCAAAAAGUGACCGCUUCUUCAUUGAGGAGGAUCCUGAAGAACGAGAAGAUUUUAUAGAAAACCUUGAGUCUAGGUUCUUGUUCCUUGCAGCUGAUGCACGCUAUACGUUAAGGGGUUGGAGGCCAACAUAUAGAGAUAUCUUGCUAGGUGUGAAGAAAAAAUUAAAUAUACGUUGUUCUAGCAAAUUGCCAACUGAAGAUUUGGAAGCAGAAAUCUUCCUUCAUCUGCUACAGGAGUAUGGAAGUGAACAAGGAUUUGGGACUUCUAGUAGUGAGGAUACAUUGGAACUUGGUCUUGAUAAGUGGAAGGUCCAGGCUCUUACUGCUUUGAAGGGUGGAGCACCAGAGCUAAGUUCAAUGAUUUUGAAGGGUGGUGGGAUGCUUACACUUGGAAGGAUAUAUAAUUGGUUAGCAAGGAGAUUGUCAGGAAAAAUGCUUUUGGAAGCUGCAAACUAUCAGCUAAAGAGUGAAGUUAUCAAGAAGGGUGGUCAUUUAGCUGCUAUCAAUUUAGAGUCCAGAUUUGCAUUGCUUGCAGCAAAACAGGGCGUUGCUGGAGCUGCUGCACGAUACGUCGGGCUUAGAAACACCAUGACUUUGUUUGGACCAAUGCUCUGGGGUACAUUUUUGGCAGAUGUCACCAUUCAGAUGCUUGGAACAGAUUAUGCAAGGAUCUUACGAGCUAUUUAUGCGUUUGCGCAGAUUCGUAUCAUGCGAACUUACCGUUUGUCGUCCAAUGCUGGAGCAAAAGUUUAAUUUUCUGAGUUUGUAAUUAGCCUUUCCAAAUACUUACUCAAGGUAUUGUACUAAUCUUCAAAUCAUCUGCUUCUAAGGUUAUUGAGAUCUCUGUAGAUAUUCUUUUAAAAUGUUUGUUUUGAUUUACUUUCCAU